AAAAUUGAGGCUCCAAAUAUUACGAGGUCCGGCACGGUAACUCACCUUGCGCUUGCUAGGGGCGCGACCUGGUUAAACAGUUAACUAGAUCACUCAUUUUGAGAUAGAUGAAACAACAUCUUUUUCUUUCUUUUUUGAAACAGCUAAGAAAACAUUUCUUUUUCUCCGUUGUGUAAUGCUGGAUUUAAUUUCAUUCGGUUUGCCUUUUUACUCCCUUAGGUAGAUGCUUAUUUGAAUAAAUUCUAACCAGUUGAUCGAUGAAAUGACGAUUCAACACAUAACAAAGAGGGGAAAACACGAUGAGGAAGACAGAUUGAGCGAAUUCUCUGAUUGCAUUAUCAUUCACAUUUUGUCAUUUUUGAGCACUAAAGACGCUGUUCGAACUUGCAUUCUGUCCAAAAGAUGGGAGCAUAUUUGGAAAUAUAUUUCCAAUCUUAGACUACAUUGCUCAAACUUUUCCAGUUUAAAGAGUUUUGAUAAAUUCGUGUCUAGAAUUCUGUCUCUUCGUCAUAGCAAAAUUGUAUUGCAAACUGUUUAUUUUGAACGUAGUGGUAGUAUUGAGUUUGGCCUACUUAAAAAAGUAGCAAAUUAUGUUUUAUCGCACAGUGCCAAGCUCGAUCGAUUAGAAAUUGAUGUGAAAGGCGAUAUAUGUCAUAUCCUACCUUGCAUUUCUUCGUCUCAGACGUUAACAUCACUUAGGCUAUCCGUUUCGCCUAAAGGUCGUUAUAAUUAUUGGAGAACGUUGUUUCCUAACUCACUAGAUUUACCAGUGUUAACCUGUCUACAUCUAGGAAAUUUUGUCUUUUGCGCCACUGAUGGUGGUCGAAUUGAUCCCUUUUCAGCCUUUAAUAGAUUGAGUGAUUUGAUCAUUGAUAAUUGUUCGGUGAAGGGUGCAAAUAUCUUGUGCAUGUUAAGCCAGACACUAGUUAGCUUAACGAUACGUAAUCAUUCAUUCCACAAUUACCAAAUCGAGCUAUCUGCUCCAAGCCUUCGUACAUUUGCUUUUACGGGUACUCCUUAUCAGACACUUCUUGGAACCAAUCUUUCUUCUGUCAAAAAAGUAAUUAUUGACGCGGAAAUGUUGGCAAAUUACUCGGUACCUCCUUUGGUUUUACUCUCCUGGCUGUCUAGUCUUGCUAAUAUAGAAUCAUUGACGGUCUCUGCAGGUACUCUUCAGGUUCUCUCCUUAGCUCCUGAUAUUUUGAAAGAUGCGCCUGCACGGCUUUCCUUGCGUAGCUUGAGGUCGGUGAAAGUAAUGUUGAAACCACUUUCAUAUGGAUUAUCCAUGACACUGAAUACUCUCAGGUUAGAAAAACCAAUUACAGCGGGAUUUGAACCAUAUCCACCAAUACCAAAUGGAAUUUUGGACCUUUUGUGUCGGAACUCGCAGUCAGCAGAUGUUGCCAUCAUAGAAUGCUCAAGGCUCGAUGAUUCCUUCGGCUGUCUACCUCUGUUGUCAUCUUCGCUUUUUCCUCAAUUCCUUCAGCCUUCUUCUUGGGAGCAUGUUAUUGUUGAUUUGAAUCUGCGGAUACAACACCUAAGUCAAGCACUACAGCAGGUACUUGAUCUAGAAACGGAGGAUAUACCUCUUACGAGGGAUGUGAUGAUGGCCACCAAAAAGCAUAUUAAGAUGUUGUCAAAGACCCAUGCUGCCCUAGGGCGGCAGAUGUAUGAGCUCUUGGGGCUGCCGCUAUAGUGUCAAGAAAGUUGGUGAUAUUAUUAUGACAAUUAAAAUUCCGAUGAACACGACUUGAUUCCUCCCCUUAGUCAUAGUUUUUGUGUGUGUAUAUUUUUUGAAGUUCGAACACAGUCCAAUAUUUGAAUUGUUUUUGACCAUAUUAUAUUCAUUAGUGUUAUGAGAACGAAAUCAGAUUGGUCGGUCCAAUCAAUCUGACCCGGAAUUGAAAUAUUCUUCAUACUACAAUUUAUUUGAAAAACAUAUUAC
Molecule: messenger RNA, 1945 nt
Organism: Medicago truncatula (barrel medic)
Lineage: Eukaryota; Viridiplantae; Streptophyta; Magnoliopsida; Fabales; Fabaceae
Product: F-box protein At4g22280
Exons: 4
Coding region: 263-1696 (477 amino acids)
Molecular function (GO): protein binding
Source: RefSeq, a predicted model, not a curated record